Messenger RNA from Pseudophryne corroboree (corroboree frog), 4652 nucleotides. RefSeq names its product pyridoxal dependent decarboxylase domain containing 1 (gene PDXDC1). The coding region runs from base 689 to 2959 and encodes 756 amino acids. NCBI's taxonomy places the organism in Eukaryota, Metazoa, Chordata, Amphibia, Anura, Myobatrachidae. Gene Ontology annotation, molecular function: pyridoxal phosphate binding; carbon-carbon lyase activity. The transcript has 24 exons. Gene Ontology annotation, biological process: carboxylic acid metabolic process. Gene Ontology annotation, cellular component: intracellular membrane-bounded organelle. The record is from RefSeq and is a predicted model, not a curated record.
GGAUUGCUGGAGGUGCCUGCAAAGAAUAACACCGCGCCGCGGGCGGAGAGACUUUGGCUGGAUGCUGAUGGACAUCCUCCUGUGAGACACAAUUGUGAACAUGUCAAGCCUUGCAAGUCUUUCCUGGUAUUCCAGCAUCUCCAGGACUUGAGCUCCUGUGGUUGACAGGGAGCACAGCACUUCAGAGUUACCUAGAAUUGCCGGGAGAGCUCAGUGCUGACGCCACUGGGAGAAGAUGCAGCUUUCUGCAAAGCUGCAACUUCUGCCAUGACACCCCUGGAACAAGCAUUACACCCCUGGCAACAAGCAUGACCUCAAGAGUAUUAAACCCCUGGCAAUGAGCAUGACCCCCUUAACAAUGAGUAUGACACCCCUAGCACCGAGCAUUACACCCCUGGCAACGAGCAUGACACCCAGAGCAUGAAUCCCCUGGCAAAGAGCAUGGAACCCAGAGCAUGAAACCCCUGGCAACGAGCAUGGAACCCAGAGCAUGAAACCCCUGGCAACAAGCAAGGAACCCAGCGCAUGAAACCUCUGCCAAUGAGCAUGGAACCCAGAGUAUGAAAUCCCUGGCACCGAGCAUGAAACUCAGAGCAUGAAACCCCUUGCAAUGAGCAUGGAACCCAGAGCAUGAAACCCCUGGCAAUGAGCAUAGAACCCAGAGCAUGAAACUCUUGGCAAUGAGCAGAUGAUGGACCCAGCCUUGACAGAAAUGGGGAAAAAUCUUAAUGAAGCAAUGAAGAUGCUAGAAGAAGGCCAGAGGUCAGCAGAAGAGGAAAAGGACACAAGGAAAGAUAUCCCUGGACCUCUUCAGGGAAGUGGUCAGAACAUGGUGAGCAUUCUGCAGCUGGUGCAGACCCUCAUGUAUGAAGAUGAAGAAGAGGAUCCACAGUCCUAUCGUAGGAUUCAAAAUGUUGGAGAACAGGGUAACAUGGCACUGCUGGGACAUAGUCUAGCAGCAUAUAUCUCCGUGCUGGACAAAGACAGACUCCGAAAACUGACCACUAGGAUUUUAUCAGAUACCACUCUGUGGCUCUGCAGACUGUUCAGAUAUGAAAAUGGUACUGCCUAUUACCAUGAGGAUGAUCGGGAGGGUCUUCUGAAAGUGUGUAGACUUAUCAUCCACUCUCGCUAUGACGACUAUACCACGGAAGGAUUUAAUGUUCUCUUUAACAAACAGCCCGUCAUUUAUAUGAGUGCAGCUUCUAGGCCUGGACUAGGCCAGUACCUCUGUAACCAGCUUGGACUUCCUCUGUCAUGCUUGUGUCGCGUGCCUUGCAAUACAAUGUUUGGAUCGCCGCAUCAGAUGGAUGUAGCCUUACUGGAUCGGCUUCUAAAAGAUGACAUCCAGUCUGGAAAGCUGCCUCUCCUCCUGGUGGCCAAUGCUGGUACUCCGGGAGCAGGGCACACUGACAAGCUGGGGAGACUAAAAGAGCUGUGUGACCAGUACAGUAUAUGGCUGCAUGUAGAGGGAGUAAAUUUGGCAACCUUGGCGCUCGGUCAUGUCAGUACUUCAGUGCUGGCUGCAACAAAGUGUGACAGUAUGACACUGACACUUGGACCAUGGCUGGGCCUACCAGCAGUUCCUGCUGUUACCUUAUAUCGACAUGAGGAUCCAUCUUUGUCCCUUGCUGCCGGCCUCACUACAAGUCAGCCUGUGGAGAAGCUCCGAGCUCUGCCACUGUGGUUGUCUCUGCAAUAUCUUGGUCAUAAUGGAAUUGUUGAGCGGAUAAAACAUACAUCUCAACUGAGUCGAAGGCUGCUGGAAAAUUUAAAGAAUUUGAGUUCCAUCAAAACUUCGGUUGAGCAUGAUGAAAGAUCGCCAGUUGUGGUAUUCAAAUUCCUUCAUGAAGGUUCAAAAUCAGAUUCCACAUUGAACUUGAGCACCAUUGAGAGGGAGAGUGACGCUAUGAAUCAAUGGCUUGGAGAACAGCUGGCUAUACUUAUUCCAUCCUGUGGGGUGGACACAGUGGAACUGGAAGAUGAAGGCACGUGUGUGCGCUUUAAUCCCCUGAUGACUUCUGCAGUUCUAGGCACAACAGCGGAGGACGUCGAUCAGUUGGUGGAAUGUAUACGCUUGAAGACCCCUGCUAUUCAGAAUACACUGCAGCUGAAAGAAGAGUUCAGACUAGAAGUGGAAAGGAUAGCUGGACUGUCCUAUAUUGUCGACUACAGCUGGGCUGGACUUGGUGUUCUAAGGUAUGAGCAUGUGAGUGAGGAACUGGAUGUUGGCAAACGAGAAGCAGAACGUGAGAAGAUUAAUGCUUCCCUGCUGAAGAAGCUAAAUGAAUUGGAGUCCGAUCUCUCAUUCUCUUCCGGGCCUGAGUUUGGAGCUGAGAAAAACUGCAUUUACAUUGGUAUGGCAACUGAAGACUUGGAUGUCUCUGAGUUGGUAGAAACCAUUGCAACGAUGGGCCGAGACAUAGAGGAAAACACAAAGCUGCUUGAAAACAUGACUGAAGUAGUCAGAAAAGGCAUUUUGGAAGCUGAAGUACAGCUGCUAAAGGCUAAUGAUGAGCGACUGCUAGAGGAGGGUGUGUUACGGCAGAUCCCUCUGUUUGGGUCAGUGCUCAAUUGGCUUUCUCCUGUUCAAGCUACACCAAAGGGCAGAACAUUUAACUUAACAGCAGGGUCACUAGAAUCAACAGAAACAACAUAUGUGUCCAAAGCACAAACUGGAACAAGUCCUCCCCCAACUCCAACCUCAGGAUAUGCAAAGAGGCAUCCAGGUCAGAAGUUGUUUAAAAGGCUAUCCAGAAACUCUGAUGCAAUAAGCGAGACCAGCUCAAUAAGUCACUUGGAGGAAGUAGAAAAUCUGGAGGCUGCCCCUACACCAGAACCACAGUCCCCUUCUAGCCCCAGCGAACCAUUCACCCUGUCCAGCGCAUCUCAAAGUGACGAAUCCCAGGAGCCUGAUCCGUUGGACAUUAAGACAGUGGAGUCUGAAAGUCUAAGAUAAAACAGUUUGUGUUUUGUUACUGAAUACUUAACCAGAGAUGAACUCUUUAGGUGUAAGGGUGUUAACUGAUUUGAAAUGUGAACCGUGCCAUGCAAUCUUACAGUAGCAACUACUGUACUAAAUUAUUAACUUAUGUGCACAAAUAACACAAAUGAAAUAUCCGCUUAUUUUGCAGAGAGAGGUCAGCAUCUAUUGCUUCUACAAAUGGGAACUACUUUUACUGCACAUCUUGUAAUGUCAAGAGUUAGAUUUUAGGAUCAAUCAUUUUACUUUGUAAUUAUAAUUUUUGUUCAAGUUAUUACUCUUCAUAUGAAACCUUCAUUUAAAUAUUGGCGGUUACUUUCAAUUAAACGGUCAGUAGUUCUGCACUUUGCAUUCUAAGUCUUGUUAUUUGCACAGUUUGUGUAUUUUAAUGAUCUACUUAGUUAUCCACCUUGCCAGGGUUUUACUGUAGGUCCAGAGAUGUAGGGUUUCUGGCAAUAGGUUAAUCUUGUCUGUGUACAUAACUAAGAUUAAUUGAAGAAUCCUAAAACCUCUUUUUAUUGAUUAUUUGUAGCUAAUCUGCCAGUACUGUAUAAUGAAAAUGCACUAUUAUUUAAUAUUUAGAAUGGUCAACCUGCAGGUAUCCAUCCAGAUGUUCCAUGUAGCUUGCCAGUAUAAUGUUCACACUCCUGGCAAGGUUUGGAGUAAUGCGUUGGCUUUAUCAUAACUUGUGUGUGGUGUUUCCUGCAAGUGACACACACACAAAGGAAACCGACUUACUUGUUCUAAUGACUAAAAAUAAAAUCUAGUAAUUUUAUUAAUGAAUGUUUAGAAAGAGAUGAGCACCACGUUAGAUGCACACUGAAUUUCUGUUGAUCAUCUAUGUAGUCUUCAAUUCAUUCCACUGAAACCCACAGGCCUGUGACUAGAUAUUGGUGGCAAACUGAACAUAGAGCGUGAUGGUGCAUUGUGGGGCAAAGUGCGAACACAGACUAAAUAAAUACUUUCUUUCUUAAUAUUAACACUGCAUUUUCAAGUUGAUCACACAUUUUCUUUGCACUGAAACUAAAAGGUUUGUAAUUAAAUGGAUCUAGGUGCCCUGCAGAUGACGUAUUUCUACUGUUCCUUAAAGGACCACUAAACUUCACAUUUUAUCUAAUAUAAAAGAGUUCCUAACAGAAUAUUCAUAUUUCUAAAGCUUAGAGUGGUAUAUAGUUCAGGUGUGAUGAUGAGAACAUGUUCCAGUCUUCACAUCGACUGGAGGAUGUACAAUAGUGUGUGCCUGAGAUGAGUGAUAACAGCAGCAUAUACUCAACAUGGUACAUGGAAAUACAGUGUCAAACAAUGUAUGUGUGUAUGUUGUUUGUAGCUCUUCUAUAUAGCACGAUGUGUACGGUGGUCCUUCAAUGAAGUGUUGGGAAUCGCAAGCAGACAUGCAUUGCAUCUAGCACUGGAAUUUAUGGAGUAAAGUGCUAAUAAAGAGUCUUCCUCCUUCGGGUCGUUUUACUGGUUGUUGGUGCAAUGAAGUCUACGUUAAUUUACUCUCGGGGCAUGGGGCGGAAAUCAAUUUCAGUCUAUAUAAAAAGAAUAAUAAUUUUUACUGUUUUUAUAAAUAUAUAUAUUUCAGAUUGUGGAUUACAGUUUACCUUUGUUUGUUGAAUUAAACUGUGUAUAAAUAUACCUGUUGGAAUAAAGUCAACAUUUUCAUCUG